Molecule: messenger RNA, 1880 nt
Organism: Mollisia scopiformis
Lineage: Eukaryota; Fungi; Ascomycota; Leotiomycetes; Helotiales; Mollisiaceae
Product: adenine nucleotide alpha hydrolases-like protein
Exons: 2
Coding region: 300-1583 (427 amino acids)
Biological process (GO): tRNA wobble position uridine thiolation
Cellular component (GO): cytosolic tRNA wobble base thiouridylase complex; mitochondrion
Molecular function (GO): tRNA binding
Source: RefSeq, a predicted model, not a curated record
CAACACCCGAAGGUGAUUAACGGAAAACGCAUCUCGACGUGCGAUUGCUCGUAGAGGUAGGAGAGCGGUGGCGAGUAUUUCACUUUGUAAGGAACUUGGCGUCGUAGUUUGUCGAUGAGGUCUUGAAAAAGAUUUCGAAAUUCGCGACAAUGUGUGCGAAAAGAAAGGACGCUAAAAAUCUUGGCACCCGCUAGUGUUUUCACGUGAUCUGGCGACAGCUCCAAAAAUUAUUGGUGACUCGAAUUCAGACAUCAUACUCCUUGCAAGUUGCUCUCUUUUCUGUAAAAACAGCUCUGAAGAUGGCGCCGGCUCUAUGUGCCAUCUGCGAGAAUGCUAGAGCUUUAGUAAAGAGACCCAAAAACGGCCAGAAACUAUGCAAAGCAUGCUUUAUCACCAUCUUCGAAGAAGAAAUCCACCACACAAUCACAACUACGAAGCUUUUCUCUCCCGGAGACAGGAUAGCAAUAGGCGCAUCGGGAGGGAAAGACUCGACGGUCCUCGCGUCGGUACUUAAGACCCUCAACGAACGGUACAACUAUGGUUUAGACUUGGUCUUACUCAGUAUCGACGAAGGAAUCAAAGGCUACAGAGAUGAUUCACUCGAAACAGUCAAGAGGAACGCUAUCCAGUACGACAUGGAGUUGAAGAUCGUAGGCUACGACGAGCUAUAUGGGUGGACCAUGGACCAAGUCGUGGAAACGAUCGGCAAGAAGGGAAAUUGCACAUAUUGCGGGGUAUUCAGACGGCAGGCGUUGGAUAGAGGGGCAAAAAUGCUGGGAAUAAAACAUGUGGUCACAGGACAUAAUGCCGACGACGUGGCAGAGACCAUCUUAAUGAAUCUCUUACGGGGAGACUUACCUCGACUGGCAAGAAGUACAAGCAUUGUCACCGGCGAUGAGUCAAGCGAAGUUCGACGGAGUAAACCUCUGAAGUAUGCAUACGAAAAGGAGAUUGUGCUCUAUGCUUUGCAUAAAAAACUCGACUAUUUCAGUACCGAGUGCAUAUACAGCCCAGAAGCAUUUAGAGGAAGUGCAAGGACGUUGAUCAAGAGCUUAGAACGAAUCCGACCUAGCGCUAUUCUGGAUAUCGUACGGAGUGGAGAGGACAUGGCAAAGUUGGUUCCUGCAGAGGUCACCGGUAUCAGUCAUUGCAAGAGCCAGAAAGUUUCGUUGUCAAGUGCUGAUGGCGAAGAAGAAGGCGCUGGUGGCUGUGGGUCGAAUGGAAGAUCGAGUGGUGGGGAAAUGGCUGAGAUGGAGAAGAAGUUGCAGGAAGAUGAAGAGGCCUCGUCGAGGGAGUUCGAUGUCGCAUCGAUCACACCGAGAAAAGCAAAUGGGCAACGCCACGAUAGAAUAGGAGGCCGAAACGGGCUCAAGAAAGACCCUGGCCGCAAGCUCACGAGGCAAACACUUGGUACUUGCAAGAAUUGUGGCUACAUGUCUAGUCAGGAUAUUUGCAAGGCAUGUAUGCUUCUGGAAGGGCUCAACAAAAACAGGCCGAAGAUGGAAAUUGAGGUCGAUGUUGAGGAUGAAGAAAGCUCAACAUUGAGGAGACGAAUGGAAGGAUUGGCAUUGGCAGCAGGAUAGAAGUUCAGGUCUAUCGUCUUGCCAACAUACCAUCAUUUCACUUCGAACUUUUUAAACUGUGACACAGAUUUAUUGUGGCCCAAGAAUCCAACAACUGCGUGCUAGUACGCUCAGUAGUUCAGGGAUUUCCGUCAUUUUUGCCCCGAGACAGUGCCUGUCUCCAACUCUAUCUACAUCCCGGCUUGUCUAUCUUUCAAAGACGUCUCACUAUGUCACAGACAAUAGAGUGUCUUACAAAGUACAUAUCUAGGACUUCCUCUAACGCCAUACUACAUAAUCCCCGAGUAACAAAGUACG